Molecule: messenger RNA, 2263 nt
Organism: Owenia fusiformis
Lineage: Eukaryota; Metazoa; Annelida; Polychaeta; Sabellida; Oweniidae
Source: the annotation of a GenBank genome assembly
CAGCCAUAUUGGAAUUUAAAUUUUUUCAAAAAAUCAAAAAUAUUAUUACUCUGCAGCAAAACAAUGCUUAAGCUGAAUAAGACAAACGUCCAACAUACCUUAGAUACUAUGUCAUAGGGUUCUCAUCAAUAACUGAAUUUCAACAAUGAUGAAUCAAAGUGAACACAGUGGAGAAUCAUUUCCACAAAAUUCUGCAAGCGAAAAUCAAAAUGUCAAGAACACCGGUGGGACAAUGUCAGCUCAGUCACCCACAAAUAAUCUAAGGAGUAAACAAAAUGAACGUAUUCUAAGGUUAAUUCAAGAGGCAAAACAAAACUUCUCCACCAUAUUAGAUUUGAGUAAAAUGGGACUUCGCAAACUGCCCUCUGAAGUCUUGGAGUUGACAAAUUUGCAGUAUUUGUACCUAGAAGGAAAUGAACUGACUUGUCUUCCUGAGAAUUUUUUUGAUGCCCUGCCGAAACUACAGUGGUUGGAUUUACGGCGUAACUAUAUCAUUGCCAUCCCAAGCGUGUUCCUAAGUCGCCAUGAAAAUUUAAGGAACAUCCUGCUAGAAAACAAUGAACUUAGAACACUUCCUUUAGAGUUAGGUCUUGUUAAGAAUCUCAGUGGACUCAACAUAAACAAUAACCCAUUAGAAUUCCCUCCUCCUGAUGUCCUUGAGAGAGGAACCCAAGAUCUUCUGAAAUAUCUGCGUGAUACUCUACAUGCAAAAUCACAAGGGAAAUUACCUAUAAAUACAGAUUUGAGAAUUCAUGAGUUGAGAAUAAGUGAGGAAGGCGACUCACAUUCAUAUAUGGAAAAUGUCAAAGAUCAGAAUGGUAUAGGUGGCGCUGAAGAAUGGGAACAACAGAAUCCUGAGAUGGACGAUUUAUCGAAGCUGAAAUCAAGUCAUCGUAGAGCUUCCCUUGAAUCUGAUGGCUCACUUUCCUCAUAUGAUUCCCAAAGUAUGCUCAGCCAUGCUAGAGAUAUCUCAAGUGCUAAAUAUUAUAAUGACUUGAAUCCAAUGACUUCAACAAGAUUUAACACAGAAAGACAUGACCUAGGUGGUCCAGGGACAUUGAAGUUAUCAUUGAAUAAACCUACAAACUAUGAUGACAUACGGAAAAAGCAAUAUGAAAAAAUCAAAAAAGCUGGUGCUUUAGGAGUAUUAGAAAAUUCAAUGGAUAGAAAAAAGAAAUUAAAGAAAUUGCGUAAAGUCAACAAGUAUCCAAAACCUCCACCUAUUGAGAGGAUUGAAGAGAAACUAAUGGAAGAAAGACGGCAGAUUCGGAUGAAAGAUCUGAGAGAAAAACAGAAUGCAAUAAUACAGAGAAAAAAAGAUAAAGACUUGCUGAGUGGAUGGAGGGAUGAAACUAAACAACAGCAGCGUAAACUACAAUUUGAUGCUAUGAGAAAGGGCCCACCAGAGUUCCUUGAACCAGUUCGUAAAGCUCCAUUUGAUAUUGAUCAGGAUCACAUAAAAAUUCCAACAAAUGAGCAAAGAAUAAAGGAAGAGGUCAAGGCCACACAUGAGAAGAUCCGAAGAGCUGCCUCUCCAAACACUAUACAGAAAUUAGAAAUGGAAAGGAGGAUGCGAGAUAACGAAUUAAAAGAAAAAUUGAAAAAGCACUCAGAAAAGAUGGCAGAGAGGCGGUCAUUGCCUAAAAAGAGUCCACAAGAAGAAAUGCAACUGGCCCAGAGGGAAUUGGAAAUCGUGAAGAGACUGCAGAAAGAACUAAUUGGCAGAUACAAUAAUUUACAUCAUUGGACCCAAGGCUAAUGAACUGCAGCAACAGUUAGCAAGGCGCCGUAAAGAAUUGGAGUAUCGCUUCCAAGCCUUCACUGGAGAUACUGUCAUACCUGCCAAGGUCAAUCAUAGGACAGUGGUGUCAAACAAUAAUAAAUACUCAAAGAAUCCAAGAGUACUCAAAUAAUGUUGUACUACUGUAUACUACUUGAUCUGAGAAAUGUGUUGUUCAAAAAUGGUGCAAAAAUAGAAAGGCUUCAUUAUGAUUUUGGAUAGUCUAGCUACAAUCCCCUGUGACCACCCCCCCCCCCCCCAAACUACACAGGUAUGAAAACUUCUCAUAUAGGAGAGGAGAUGUGUAGUGGGGGCACAAAGACUUGUAGCUAGACUUGAUUUUGGAUUUUGAUAUUUAUGAGAUUGAGGAUUUUGAAAAAACUAUAGUUGGAUGAUUAGCAAAGGAUGAUGGAUAACAUGCGAAAUGAAACCAUUCCCUCAAUAUCACAGAGACUGGAAUUCAAUUUCAUGAAGUUGGAAAUU